AUUGCACUUUCGGGCCCCAGCCGCGCAGUUUCCAAGAGCUUCUGCUUGAUGAAGGGCGUUGUCGGUAGCAACAAGGUGCUCUGGCGCGGCAAGUCGGUGACCCUCCACGAUAUUCGCGUCUACAAGCUCAUUAGCCGGAUCCCAGCAGGCAAGGUCGCCACGUAUGGCAGCGUCGCCAAGGCGAUCCAGUCGGGCCCGCGCGGCGUCGGCCAGGCGCUUCGGCGCAAUCCAUUUGCGCCCGACGUGCCUUGCCACCGCGUAGUGAGUGCGACGCGGUGCUUGCACGGCUUUCGCGGGUCGCUCGACCCGACGUGCCACGAUCUGCAGGACAAGCACGCGUUGCUCGUGGGCGAAGGCGUCUCGAUCGUCGACCACAAGGUCGAUGUUGGUUGCAUGUACAUGUUCACGCCCGACGAUGUCGCGUCGCUGCAAGACGAUGCGAUCGAUACGUGUCACUAGCACGCUUUGAUAAGUGCAAGAACCUUUUGCAUCCACAA
Molecule: messenger RNA, 497 nt
Organism: Saprolegnia parasitica CBS 223.65
Lineage: Eukaryota; Oomycota; Saprolegniomycetes; Saprolegniales; Saprolegniaceae
Exons: 5
Coding region: 49-459 (136 amino acids)
Biological process (GO): DNA repair
Molecular function (GO): methylated-DNA-[protein]-cysteine S-methyltransferase activity
Source: RefSeq, a predicted model, not a curated record